Messenger RNA from Zootermopsis nevadensis, 823 nucleotides. RefSeq lists its product as uncharacterized. The record is from RefSeq and is a predicted model, not a curated record. Lineage: Eukaryota; Metazoa; Arthropoda; Insecta; Blattodea; Termopsidae. Gene Ontology annotation, molecular function: odorant binding.
CGGAAGUGUUUAAGAACGCCUACAUUCAGUCAUAAUGAACAGCUCAAAGGUGCUGAUAAUUCUGGUACUAUUCGCUGUGGCGGUAAGAGGCUUCAACCUAAACUUCAUUCCCGGUGGUUCCGAAUUUGUAAAUUUAUUAAAUACAGAAAGUAAUAAUAUAGUCAAGUUCAGAUCAACACGAGACACUGACAACGGAGUUGAUACUAAUGCACAGUUAUGUUGUAAUGAAAUGAAGCCUUCAGUUGAAGAAUUGGAACAAAAUAAGACAGAAUGCAGGAAUAAUAUCAGUUUAAGUUUUGGAAUUAGAGCUACAGAAUCUUACCUGACUUCGCACAUGGAUUCGAAUGAGACAGCCUGUUAUGCUGAAUGUCUCCUUCGCAGAAGCCAAUUGCUAGACUCUGAUGGUCAGAUAAUUAUGAAAGAAGCUAUUCGAUUAUUAAAACUGUUUGGGAUCAAUAAUCAAACAACGCUGGACAAAAUAUCGACAAGAUGUGUUAUUUCCCAUGAAGGAAAUUCCGACGCGCCUGGAGAAAUACAUGUGUGUAACACGACAUCUAAACACUUUUUAUUGUGUGCACAAAGAACAAGGAACAUGAAUUGUCCGAUGGAGAACCGGGUACAAACUGAUUCAUGUCGAAGAUUUUGGGAGAAAAUGAAGGAAAAUAAUCAAUGAUGAACAUUCCGGAGGACACAACAUUACGAACAAAGAGCUUUAUACGAGGAAACAGCACACUCGAUUUCAAAGAUGUCACAAAUAAUAAGGGUUAUGGACAUAAGUGUAAUUAUUCUCAAAUAAAAUAUAUGCACAGAUAAUUAAAGCAUA